This is a messenger RNA of Meloidogyne enterolobii, 1995 nucleotides long. NCBI's taxonomy places the organism in Eukaryota, Metazoa, Nematoda, Chromadorea, Rhabditida, Meloidogynidae. The record is from the annotation of a GenBank genome assembly.
AAAAAUAGAACUUUACAAUUUACAAAUCAUCAGAAUUUUGCUUAUAUUCAGCCCGCUGCAUCACCAUUUAAUCAACACCAACUGGAUUUCCCUCCAAAACAAAUGUUUAACGAUCAAGUUCAGAAGCAUCAACCACAACAACAAGGACAUCAACAGUGUGAUAUGUGUAGAGAUGAAGGGCCUUUUGAUCAAAUAGUUCCUGUAUGUGACAAUACAAAUAGGACACAUAAAAGUGUUUGCUUAUUUGCUCAAUGGAAUUGUGAAAGAAGACUACGUGGGGAAGAAGAGAAUGUAUUCGUCCACGUGGGGGAAUGCAAUCAAGAAGAAGACUGCCCAAGUAAAUGUAGUCAUCAACUCAAGCCUGUCUGUGAUUCUAACGGAAUUACACAUCCAAACCUUUGCGCUUACAAACUUUAUCGUUGCCUUCAAAGAAAAAGUGGUAUCAAAUCUACAGGUUGGCUGGUGUCGUUACGCGAGUGUGCAACAACAACCUCAACCUCCUCACAUGAUCACAAUGUUUCCAACAAUAAAAACACUUUAAUUCCUUCACAACAUUCAAAACAACAAUUAAAAUUAAUUGAAUGCCCUGAUGAGCCAAACUGUGAGGAUGAAGUGGAAGAAAAUAAAAUUCAACAAAUUUGUGAUAGUGAUGGAAAAGUCCAUAAGAGUACUUGCCUUUUUGCACAUGCACAUUGUUUAGCAGCUAAAACAGGAAAAGCUUUACGCAUUAUUGAAUGUCCUCCUCAACUACAAAAUGUUUCUACAACAAUUUCCAUACCUACAAUUCCAACAUCAACAUCUAGCCAACAAAAACAAAUUUCAACAAAAUUAGUUCCUCCUAAAAUAUCAGCCAAUUUUGCUUCUAUGCCUCCACAACUAACAACUACAACAUUAAAAACAUUAAUAAAUACUCAAGAAGAAAAACAAAAGAUAUUAGAUUGUGAACGUAGAUGGCAUGAUUGUGGAGAGUCCCCAAAAGAUGCUUAUUGUGGAUCUGAUUUGAUAACAUAUAGGAAUUUUUGUGCUAUUCAGAAAGCUUCUUGUCUGGACAACCAAAUAGAAGUACUCUUCAAAGGAGAAUGUGAAAGGUGUCUAUCAAAUCCUUGCCUGGCUAAACGUAAUACUGCUGAAGAAGACAAUAAUGAUUCUUUUUAUGUUUGUGAUCAAGGAGGGGAGACUAAGAGUAAAUGUGAAUUUGAAGUUUUGCGUUGUAUUUAUGAAAUUAAAUUUGGCUACAAUAUUACUGCUGCUUAUCAAGGAAAGUGUUGCCCUAGUAUCGAGUCAUGUACAGGUGGGCCAGAGACACAACCCAUCUGUGAUACGAACAAUUUUCGUCAUUCUAAUUGGUGCAGCUUUGAGGUGGCAAAAUGUCGUUCAAUCAAAAUUCAUCACAAACCGUUGGAAGAACGUGAAUGUAAUAUUAACAACACUGAAAGACGGAAGGAGAAUAUCGAGGAAAGAGAAGAGGAAACCGGACAACAACACGAGGCAGACGUUCAUUCUUCUGCAAUUUCCCAACAAUUAUUAACAUCCUCAAGCAAUACUGAUGUACUUCAGAAUGUGAGCGUUGAAUUGCUUAGUGUAGAUCAACUAAUAUGUAGUGAUAAAUACGAACCAUUGUGUGCUAGUGAUGGACGUACCUAUAGAAAUGGUUGCCAUUUGGAAAGGCAUAAUGCUUCAGUAAAAGAUAAAAAUGAAUCCUCUCCUUUAAGGGUUUUAUAUCCGGGUGAGUGUUGCCCUCAAUUAAAAUGCCAAGACGACUAUGUGCCUGUUUGUGACAGUGAAUUUACUACUCAUUCGGUGAUAUUUCUAUUUUAUCUUUUUUUAAUUUUUAAAAAGAAUUUCUGUCAAUUUUCACACCAACGCUGUUUAGCUGAACGAACAACAGCUCAAAAUUUAACAAUUCUCUCAUAUACAAAAUGUGAUCUUAAAAACGAUAAUGUUUCUAGUUUGCUUAGAAAAUCACUCACAAAUGAUAGCUUUAAUUUAUCAUAA